Aphanomyces astaci is the source of this 447-nucleotide messenger RNA. RefSeq lists its product as hypothetical. The record is from RefSeq and is a predicted model, not a curated record. The transcript has a single exon. NCBI's taxonomy places the organism in Eukaryota, Oomycota, Saprolegniomycetes, Saprolegniales, Verrucalvaceae. The coding region runs from base 1 to 447 and encodes 148 amino acids.
AUGGAGCUCGACACCCCCAACACGUCCCGAGGAGGUCGCCGACAUGUGUAUCCAAUGUCGUUGAAGAAACGAGGUAUCGCGCUGUUACAGCACAAGUCCAUCCACAAGGUGGCAGGCGACAUCUCGGUCUCGUACAGCGUCGUGCGCAACUGGAAACGCAUUUCACACAAGAUCGAUAAAUUUAAGGGCAACUUGCGCGGAGCAGGCCGCCCGCCAGUACGACCCGAGCCCGAAGCCCUUCUGCAGUUCAUGGAUGCCCGUCGUCACCAAGAACGCGCCCUAACAUGUACGCACAUGGUCAAUUUCCUCAAGCAGCACCAGAACACCUGGCUUCAAGACUGCAUUCGGCGUCAAAAGGAGGGUAGCGGAUACGACAUCCUCUUGAAGAUUCUCCAACGCUUCUGCGGUCGACAUGGAUACACGCAUCAACAAGCAUGUGCCACCUAG